AUGGCCGCUGCAAGACGCGAUUUUGUUUCUGAAAUCACACCAGCAAAAGAAUCAUGGGAUGUUGUUGUUCGAGUUAUUCGAUUGUGGUUUGUGCCAGACAUGAAUUCGAAACAAAAGUAUUAUGCGAUGGAGAUGGUUCUAAUGGAUGAGAAGAGUUCUACUGUGGUUACAGAAAUUGGUGAUGAUCUUAUAACAGUAUCCCCUUACUCAUUUGUGUCCUUCCCAGAGAUCGUUGGGAAAAUUGAUAUGGACUACUUGAUUGAUGUUGUGGCCAUUUUGUCUGCUGUUGGACGUGAAAGGGUCUAUGAAAGGAAUGGUGUAACUACUAAGUUUAAGGUUAUUGAGUUACAUUUUGAUGGGAUGAAGCUUGACUGUACACUGUUUGGACCAUAUGUUGAUGAACUUGAUGCAUACCUCAAAUAUGGUAACACUGACACUGUUGUUGUUCUUGCUCAGUAUCUGAAAUUCAAAUUGUAUAAUGGAAAAAUCCAGAUUCAGAAUGCAAUGAACUGUACCAAACUGUUGUUCAACCCAAAAACACCUGAGGCAGAUUCUUUAAAACUGAAUGAUAACAUUGGAUUGCCUACUCAACCAUUUAGUUAUAUGAAGGAUGCUUCUGAGAUGAGAUUAGAAGAAGAUUUCUUAAAUCUGAGUCAACGCAAAAUAAUAGAGGAACUAAAAAACUGUCAAGAUAAUAUGGUUUGUGUUGUGUUAGGCACGAUCAAACAUGUUAUGGGUGGCAAUGAUUGGUGGUAUGUUGCAUGUGUCUGCAACAAGGGUGUUGUUGUAGAUUCCAGGAGGUUCCGUGUCAAACUCAGAGUAAUUGAUGAAACUGAUUCUGCUACUUUCGUGCUUUUUUAUCGCGAUUGUUAUUUUCUGACCAAAAUGACAUGUUCUGAUUUGAUUGCUGAAAUGGACCGGGAAGAAGAGCUAACAAUUGUGCCUAAAGUGAUUGGUGGUUUGGUUGAUCAAACAUUUAUGUUUAAGAUAGAUGUAAAAAAUGAUGUGAGCUCUGGAUAUGAACAAUCUUUUCACGUGAAAAAAGUUUGUGCUGACAAAGAUAUAAUUUCAAAGUUCAAAUCUGUUGCAAAGGUCGAUAAUACUCUCUUUCAUAAAUCUGUUGACGUUGAGGAUGAUUUGAAUGCUGGUGUGGUUCAAAGUGACAUGUCUGCUGGUGCAAUUCAGGAUCUGAAUUUCGUUGUGAAGAAAAAUACUGGUGUUGAAGAAAUUGCCAUUGGUUCUCAUGUUCAGAAUGAGUUGGUUGCUGGGGUAGCUCGGGAUUUGAGUUCAAAAUUUGAAAAUGAUGGCGCUGAGGAGAUUUGUGAAGACAACGGUUCCGUUUCAGCACAUAAUGAAGUUGAUCUUGCAGAUUGCACUACUGUUAAGAGAGGAAUUUGA
Vicia villosa (hairy vetch) is the source of this 1398-nucleotide messenger RNA. RefSeq lists its product as uncharacterized. The record is from RefSeq and is a predicted model, not a curated record. The transcript is spliced from 10 exons. Lineage: Eukaryota; Viridiplantae; Streptophyta; Magnoliopsida; Fabales; Fabaceae. The coding region runs from base 1 to 1398 and encodes 465 amino acids.